Molecule: messenger RNA, 304 nt
Organism: Camellia sinensis
Lineage: Eukaryota; Viridiplantae; Streptophyta; Magnoliopsida; Ericales; Theaceae
Source: RefSeq, a predicted model, not a curated record
CUUAAAUCUUCAGCAAAGUUCUGCCAUGGUAGCGGGGGCUAAUGGAGUUCGGUCGCUGAGAGAGACACCAACAUGGGCUGUUGCACUUGUUUCUGCAGUUUUUGUGAUCAUUUCUGUUCUUAUUGAACAUGGGAUUCAUUCUCUUGAAAAGUGGUUUCGGAAGCUCCAGAAGAAGGCCAUGAUUGAGGCUUUGGAGAAGAUUAAAGCCGGGGAAAGUGUCGUUGAUAUCUCAGUCAGGGGUGCACCAAUUGCACAUUUUCAUAUUUGUGCUUGCCAUUUUCCAUGCUCUGUAUAGUGUGAUCAC